Molecule: messenger RNA, 1295 nt
Organism: Hyalella azteca
Lineage: Eukaryota; Metazoa; Arthropoda; Malacostraca; Amphipoda; Hyalellidae
Exons: 3
Coding region: 251-829 (192 amino acids)
Source: RefSeq, a predicted model, not a curated record
GUCUCCACGAGUCAGUAUUGUGUGAGCCGCGAAGGUAUGAGGUGAAGUCGAUAUAACCGGUAGUGAUGCCUUGACUAGGUAGGUCUCCGAGUUUUUUUGCCAUUAUAAUCCUAAAGCACUUACUCACAUUCUAAAUAAGGGGAAAUGUAUGCAGCGUGUAAAUAAUUCAUUGAUUACCUAAAAUUAUCAUUCAUUGCAGGCAACAGAUAUGUAAAUAUAUAAUUACUAGAGAGUACGGCGACCAGAAAGAAUGUUGAAGCAGGGUUUCGUCUCACCUUGUCCACCACAAUCGGAUGAAAUUACCUCUCACAAAACCAUACUUGAUCGAAUCUUGACGGCGCCGAUUAUCGAGUCCCUCGCGCACCGGUGGGAGGGCUCGAGCCUAAUCAGUUGGAAGACUGACCCUUUGUUUGGUGUUCGCCACCGAUACCUAUUCUUCCUUUUCUGCGUGCUGCUGUUCUCGUCGGUAGGGCUGCAAAUCAUCCUGCUCCCCUGCACCUACUACAGUUCCUAUAACCCUGAGCCGCCCGAGAACAUCGCCCCCAUUCUUGUAAGAGCACUGCAGCAAAAUGACUCCGAAUUUGGCAUGGAACCGUUACACAAACGACCUGGGGAGCUUCCUCGACUUCUCCUUCUGCUCCAGCCAUUACCAAGUUUCUUCGCCCACCUCAAGUCGCUCGCUAAAAGUACCAAGUCCACGCCACUUGUGUCCGACACUUGCACGUUUCUUAAUUUCAUUGAGGUUGUGGUCAGUGCCAGGGAGCAGGUAUGUCUCGUGCAGCACUUCAACGCUAGAUUGGGGUUGACAGACACACUGAUAUCGAUGUAACUAACACAUUGAUAUUGCUGUGAUAUUGUAGAGGAGGGAAAAGUGAAUUUUAUAGAUGCUUUUUAUAUUGAUUCGUUUAAACCAAAAUAAUCUGAUAUCUGGGUGAUAUUGCUGGAUCGACCCAGAAGUGCGGAAUAGAAAACCUUUGUAGGACCAUUCGGUCAACGCCACCAGUCCCACCACCGCGAACUGGUGUGUACUUAAUCGAAGCUUGACAAUUUAAAGUAGGACCUAUACCGUUCUUGAUUAUAUGACCUUGAAUUUAUUCCUGUGAUGCAUAACUUGUAUAGAUUUAGGAGUGAAUAAAUUUUGUCGUUUUUAAUUAUGUGUUUUAGGCACGAGCCAGUUGUGUCAUAUAUCGGGAAAAAAUUUUAUCUCUUAUGCAGAGAGACAUCCGAAGUCUGAAGCUGAGAUUUCAACUUACUUACUCUUAAGAUUUCUCGUUGUUGAAUGAAGGCUUACUCUC